Molecule: messenger RNA, 2150 nt
Organism: Antechinus flavipes (yellow-footed antechinus)
Lineage: Eukaryota; Metazoa; Chordata; Mammalia; Dasyuromorphia; Dasyuridae
Gene: ATPAF1
Product: ATP synthase mitochondrial F1 complex assembly factor 1
Exons: 9
Coding region: 46-1104 (352 amino acids)
Biological process (GO): mitochondrial proton-transporting ATP synthase complex assembly
Cellular component (GO): mitochondrion
Source: RefSeq, a predicted model, not a curated record
UUGGACGCGGGGGCGGGGCGGAAGCAGCGGCUCCAGGGGAGGGGGAUGGAGGGGCGCGCGACGGCUGCGGCGGAAGCGGCGGCGGCGGAAGCAACUGUGGGGGCGGGCGCACAGGUGGAGGACGAGGAGGAAAAAACUAUGGCGGCGGCCAUGGCUGCCAUGGCAGCGGGAGGCGCGGGCCCAGCCGUGCUGCAGGUGGCCGGCCUCUACCGGGGCCUGUGCGCCGUGCGCAGUCGCGCUCUGAGUCCGGGCCUCGGCCUAGGCCUUGUGGGGACCGAGCAGCUGCGGCUUUUCUCCGUGCGCCGGGGCGCCGGGAGCGGCGAGGCCGAGCUCGAGACUAACCCCUACUAUGACAAGUACCGGGACAAGAUCCAGCAACUGCGCAGGUCCGACCCCGCGGCCUUCGAGUCCCGCCUGGAGAAGCGGCACGAGCUGCGCAAGCAGCCCGUGGGACACUCCAAGCAAGCCGACUUUAUCAAGUGUGUGGAGCAGAAGGAAGCCCUGGGGAAGCAGUCUUCAAAGAGAGGAUUCACUAAAGACAAGACGCUCAGCUCAUUCUUCAACCUCGAGAUGGUGAAAGAUAAAACUGGAGAAGAAAUCCGGCAGAUUUGGCAGCAGUAUUUCUCUACAAAAGACACCGUCUAUGCCGUUAUCCCAGCGGAGAAGUUCGACUUGAUCUGGAGCCGGGCCCAGAAGUGUCCGUCUUUCCUGUGUGCGCUGCCCAGGAGGGAAGGUUACGAGUUCUUUGUGGGACAGUGGUCAGGGCCCGAGCUCCACUUCACUGCCCUGAUAAACAUCCAGACUCGGGGGGAGGCGGCGUCGAGCCAGCUCGUCUUAUACCACUUCCCUGAGCUCAAGGAGGAGAAGGGCAUCGUGCUGAUGACGGCAGAAAUGGACUCCACGUUCCUGAAAAUCCCUGAAGCUCAGUGCAUCGCCAACCAGGUGCAGCUCUUCUAUGCCACUGACCGCCAGGAGACCUACGGCCUCGUGGAGACCUUUAACCUCCGACCCAACGAGUUCAAAUACAUGUCUGUUAUCGCAGAACUGGAGCAGAGUGGGCUUGCAGCUGAGCUGAGACCCUCCCGAGAACCGGACACGGCCUAGAGCCGAGCCCAUUGUACUGAGGGUGGUGGUCAGUCGUGGACAGGGUCCCGAGGACAUUGUGCUUCUAACACACACUCUCACUCACACACACAUACUCACACUCACUCACAGACACACACUCACACUCACUCACACACACACACUCACACUCACUCACACACUCCACACUCACACUCACACUCACUCACAGACACUCACACUCACUCACACACACACUCACUCACAGACACUCACACACAGACACACUCACUCACAGACACUCACACACACACACUCACUCACACUCACACACUCACACUCACACAGACACACACACACUCACACUCACUCACAGACACUCACACACACACACUCACUCACUCACACACACACACUCACACUCACUCUCACACUCACACACAGACACACUCACACACACACACUCACUCACUCACAGACACACACUCACACUCAGACGUGCUGAAUUCCCUCGGUGUGCUCCCCAGUGGGGAGGGGAUCCCAGAGUCGGCCCCUGCUGCUCGGCCUGCAGCCCGCCUCAGGCUCCCUGGGUGUCCUUGGGAAGCAGGGGGAAGCCGGCUCAGAGACCCCCAGGCCCCUUGGCUUAACAUCCCUCCCCCAGAACGGGACCGCGUCGCAUGCCAGCGUGUGGGCUCUGCAGGCCCGCCGUGCUGGGCGUCCCGGGGUGGUCGUAGGAGAGAGGGCCGCCCUGCAGCCGGGCCCGGGGCCCUCCCCGUGGCAGGCCGGGCCGGCACCUUUCGUCCGCAGGUGUCCGCGUGGCUUAGCUGGCACUGCGUGGGCUUGGCCGGGCGCCCUCUUGUGACCUCCAGGGCUGGCACUUGGUGGAGACAGCAAGCAGCGGCCCCUGGGCGUGCCCCUCCCCCACCGCGGCCGGCCUCCUCCUGCUCCCCUGCCCUGUAGGAGUCGCUGUGCGGGCCGGGCCCUGCUCUCAGAAUGAUGUCCAGCAGCGCGGGGCCCGUCGGGGUCGGCACACAACAGCGGGCACGAUCCUGGUCAAGCAAUAAAAGCGCUUCUGGCUCUCCGUCUCA